AUGUAUAAAUCGGUGGUUUACCAAGGGGAUGUGCUACUGGGAGAGGUAGAGAUUUACCCAGAAGAAAAGAAUGGCUACAAGAACAUCGAAGUGAAGGAAAUCAGAAUAAGUCACCUCUCGCAACCGAGUGAGAGGUGCCCACCACUUGCAGUGCUUCAUACCAUUGCAGCCUCUGGAAUUUGCUUCAAAAUGGAGUCAAAGACCUCGCAGUCACAGGACAUGCCGCUCCAUCUUUUGCACUCCUCGUGUAUCAUGGAGAAUAAGACUGCUAUAAUGGUGUUUGGAAUGGAGGAGCUACAUUUGGUAGCCAUGUAUUCUAGAGAUCAUGACAAGCAGUAUCCAUGUUUCUGGGGCUUCAAUGUUGCAAUGGGACUCUACAAUUCAUGUCUUGUCAUGCUGAAUCUUAGAUGUCUUGGCAUUGUAUUUGAUCUUGAUGAGACACUUGUGGUUGCAAAUACAAUGCGCUCGUUUGAGGAUAAAAUUGAAGCCCUGCAGCGAAAAAUAAGCAGUGAGGUAGAUCCACAGCGUACUGCGGGCAUGCUGGCAGAGGUUGAGCGAUAUCAAGAUGACAAGUUAAUUCUAAAGCAAUAUGCUGAAAAUGACCAGGUUAUAGAAAAUGGAAAAGUGAUUAAAAGUCAAUCGGAGGUUGUUCCUGCAUUGUCUGACAAUCACCAACCUUUUGUUCGACCACUCAUACGAUUGCAUGAAAAAAAUAUCAUUCUGACUCGCAUCAACCCCCAGAUUCGUGAUACAAGUGUUCUUGUGAGGUUGAGACCUGCAUGGGAAGAUCUUCGGAGCUACUUGACUGCAAGAGGUCGCAAGCGUUUUGAGGUCUAUGUGUGUACAAUGGCUGAAAGGGAUUAUGCUUUGGAGAUGUGGAGGCUUCUUGAUCCAGAUUCAAAUUUGAUAAAUCCCAAGGAAUUGCUGGAUCGCAUUGUUUGUGUCAAGUCUGGUUCUAGGAAGUCAUUGUUCAAUGUCUUCCAAGAUGGCUUUUGCCACCCCAAGAUGGCUCUAGUAAUUGAUGAUCGUUUGAAAGUGUGGGAUGAAAAGGAUCAACCUCGAGUUCACGUUGUUCCUGCAUUUGCUCCUUACUAUGCCCCUAACGCCGAAGGAAAUAAUGCCGUCCCUGUUCUAUGUGUAGCAAGGAACGUUGCCUGCUAUGUUAGAGGUGGUUUUUUCAGGGAAUUUGAUGAGGUCCUUCUGCAAAAAAUUUAUAAUAUUUCUUAUGAAGAUGAUGCCAAUGAUAUUCCCUCUCCACCUGAUGUUAGCAACUAUCUCGGCUCAGAGGACGAAUAUUCGGUCUCUAAUGGAAACAAAGAUACACUAACUUUUGAUGGUAUGUCAGACAUGGAAGGCGAUAGACGAAUGAAGGAUGCAUUUUUGGCUUCUUCAACUGUCAACAGUGCAGAUCCACGAGUGCCUUCUCUUCAAUAUACAAUGGCUUCUGCUUCUGGCACUGUUCCAGUUCCGCCAUAUUUUCCUAACAUGCCACUUCCCCAUGUUGAUUCAGUGGCUCAUGUGGCCGCCUCUGAACCAAGUUUACAAAGCUCUCCUGCUAGAGAGGAGGGUGAGGUACCAGAAUCAGAAUUGGAUCCUGAUACAAGGCGUAGACUUCUUAUAUUGCAACAUGGACAAGAUACAAGAGAGCGUCAAUCAAGUGAACCUGCAUUCUUAGGGAGGCCUCCUCCAUUACCGCAGGUUGUUGGUCCACGUGCACAACCACGUGGAAGUUGGUCUCCAAUGGAAGAAGAAAUGAGCCCAUUACAACUAAGUUGGACACGCAAAGAGUUCCCUGUAGAUGAAGAACCGAUCAGAGAGAAGCAUAGGUCUAAUCAUCCUUCAUUUUUUCCCAAGAUUGACAGUUCCUUUCCACCUGUUAAAACUCCUCAUGAAAAUCAGAGAUUGUCAAAAGAGGCUUUUUAUAGAGAUGAUCGUGUGAGAGUAAGUCGAAGGCCAUCUAGUUAUCCUGCCUUUUCAGCUGAUGAGAUUCCAAUGAAUCAAUCAUCUUCAAGAAGUCGAGAGAAUGACAUUGAAUCUGGACGCUCCAUCUGGAGUGAAACCCCUGUUGGAGCUCUACAGGAAAUUGCAAUGAAGUUUGGCACCAAGGUGGAAUUUAAGCCAGCAUUAGUCUCCAGCACAGAUCUACAGUUUGCUGUUGAGGCAUGGUUUGUGGGAGAGAAAAUUGGUGAAGGAAUUGGUAAAACAAGAAGGGAAGCGCAGCGACAUGCUGCUGAAGGUUCUAUAAAGAACUUGGCUAAUGUUUACGUAUCGCAUUGUAAGGCUGACUCGACGUCUACAAACGAUAUGAACAAAUUUCCUAACGACAAUGGAUCUGGAAAACGAAUGAGGACGGACUUCCACGGGAAUCUUCCAAAACCUAAAUGAAUGUUCCGAAAAUGCGUCUGUUUUAUGAACAUAUUUGUUUGACCCUCUUGUAAAGGCAUGUUUCAGGAUAUUCGAGGUUAUUAAAGGUCAUGAAGACUCAGAGCAUGUUGGACUAACAAGCAAUACCUCGCCUUGUGCUAGUCGUCGUCUCGAUCACGACUAGCCAAAUCGCAAGAUCAUUCAGUUUCUUCUGAUAUAUCAGCAGCAGCAGCAGCACAAUGUCUCUCCCUGUGAAAUGUUUUUUUACCUCAAGGUUGAGAUGAGCCACAAAUAUCCGCCUGCUACUUAAAUUUUUCCUCCCAUCAAGCUGAAGCCCUUGCUGUUAAAAGGUUGCAGAAGCCUGUAAUUCAUGCUCUGCUUUGCCGACUUGUUCACUCCAAUAUAGAAUUUAGUGUUUUUUUUUUUUAAUAUUUAUUGAUUGAGCUCAGGUCGAAAAUUUUUACUGGUAUUCAGGAAUGUUUUCUUGAUCUGCAGACUCAUUAUUCACAUUAUAUAGCAAACUAACCCUUUAUUUUAUGUU
This is a messenger RNA of Cucurbita maxima (winter squash), 2905 nucleotides long. Its product is annotated as RNA polymerase II C-terminal domain phosphatase-like 1. The record is from RefSeq and is a predicted model, not a curated record. The transcript has 13 exons. Lineage: Eukaryota; Viridiplantae; Streptophyta; Magnoliopsida; Cucurbitales; Cucurbitaceae. Gene Ontology annotation, molecular function: RNA polymerase II CTD heptapeptide repeat phosphatase activity. The coding region runs from base 1 to 2385 and encodes 794 amino acids.